UUAUGGAGGCCAAAAUUAUGACAUAGCAAGUAGUUUAGACGGUUCUCCUUAUAAAGAAUGGUUUUGAUCGUUGAUCCUUAAAAAGAGCGGUUUUGAUCCCUGAACCUUAAAGAGAGGUUGAGAUCCCAGAUCCUGAGAGGGAUUUUGUUCCCUGAUCCUGAGAGCAAUUUUGAUCCUUGAUACUGAGAGCGGUUUUAAUCCCCGAUUCUUAAAAGACAGUUUGAUCCCUGAUCCUGAGAGGGAUUUUGUUCCCUGAUCCUGAGAGCAAUUUUGAUCCCUGAUACUGAGAGAGGUUUUAAUCCCCGAGCCUUAAAAGAGCGGUUUGAUCCCAGAUCCUGAGAGUAAUUUUGAUCCCUGAUCCUUAAAAAGAGUGAGUUUUCCCAUCUCUGGUAUCAUAUUUCUAUUUCUAAGAGCAAUCUAUUAUCGAUAAACUCGAUUUUUUCGAUGGUACUACUUAGUGUUGAAUUUACUGAAUAUCGGAAGGAACGAUUCGAUAUAUUGUAUGUUUGUAUAUAAUUUUUAUCUUCUGUCGUAACAUAUCUCGUUUGGCUGCUGUCUUCGACUUUUGGAUUUUGACAUUCCUCCUGCUCUCCAGUCGAAAUGGGCGUCCGGAGGCUCCAGACUUUCAUGGAGAGAACGGCCGACUGCUGUUACGACGUUGACAUCAAGGAAAUGAUCAAUUCCUACUUGAGAGAAGGCAGAGGGAAGCCAGUGGUUGUGAUCGAUAUCUACUCAUGCAUAUACUUCAUAUUUGAAGACGUGGCGUGGCUCAGUGGUGGCCAGUCGAAAGAGAUGGCCUACCUCUUGGAACGUUUUUACAAGUCUUUCACCGAUCUUGGAGCCGAACUCGUUAUAUUCAUCGACGGUUGUUUGGAGCCUUCAAAGGUCGAUACGUGGAAGCUAAGGCGGCACGAGGAGGUCAAGAACAUCCAGUACAUUUUUGACCAGCUGGACAUCAAUCCAUACCGCUUCCCAGAAGACUGUAAAAAGAGUAGGGUCAAUAUGAUGGUGAAAUUACUCACUGGUCCAAACAUUGAGGCCUACUAUUCUACUGAAGAAUGCGACCUUGAAAUAGCGAGAUACGCCAAGCUGAACAAUUGCUUUGCCAUUUUAGCCCAAGACACAGAUUUUGUCAUAUACGAAGGGGCGAGGCAUUACUGGUCGGGAAAACAUUUAAACCUUCGUAGAAUGACAACUAAAGAGUAUUCGAGGCAGAAUCUAGCUCGCUGUCUACAACUGUCUACACAAGAUCUACCACUUCUGGCCUCGCUUAUAGGAAAUGAUAUCAUCUCAGAAAAAUUACUUUUGCCUUUUCAUAGAAGCAUGGGCGACUUGUGGCAGCAGAGGUCAAACAGUAUCAACUACAGAAAUAAUUUUUUCAACGUCGCCAGUUGCAUACGUCAUUACAAGUCGAAAUCGAGUGAUAUAAAUCAGAUGCUGCCGAUCAUCGCAGAGAGGGUUUUCGGCGUCAAGGAUUAUUCAGAUUUGCUCCUACGGAGUCUGAACUCGUAUGACGUGCUUCUUAUAAGACAAGAUGAUGACAUAGAUACAAGAUAUGGCAAAAAUUGGACCGAAAUUCAAAAACUGAUCAAGAAAUUGCACAAAACGAGUAAAAUUGAUAGUAGUAUUUACAUGGUGAUAACACGCGGUAUUUUCACGAGCUGUUCACUUCUCGAAGACUACACUCGCAAUUUUUUCCCUCCUGCGUUACAAAUAUUGAAAAAAUUAAGACAGAGGAUUUACGGCAUAUUGCUUCAGGAGAAACCUUUGCCCGAUAACGGAGUACAUUAUGUGAAAGAACUUGUCGUUUGUGGCCUGACCAGUGUUGAAGAUUACAUCCCUGUACCUGCCAUCAUGCCGAGUGUGCCUCACAGUGGAUUGAUCAAGCUUAUGACCCUCAAUGACAAAGACACAACAAAAGAAAAGUUCAAUCUAUUUUGCUCUGCGCUUCAUGUAAACAGCAGCCUUUUAGAAUUGGAAGAGAAACAUUUAAUCCUGCCGACUGGAGUACUGAAAUACCUUCUUACGGAGGGAGGCAUGGUGUUGGAAGACUGGGAGGUGAUCGCCCUUGUGGUUGCAAUGGUUCUACUCGAUUCCUACUCGAUCAAACAGAUCAAUAGAAUUCAAGAAUUUCCAAUCGAUAUACGAUGUAUAAACCUUUAUACGAUUGUUGCCAAGGGUUUUUACUUUGGGACCUUUCUGAAUAGUGUCUGCGGGCACCCUUUGAGCUAUGAAAUGUGCAAUCCGGUGAGGUACCAUGAUGGAAAGCUUUUUCACAAGAAGUACAAAGAAGCAAUCGAGACCAGAGAUAUUGAAGUGUUAUGUGAAAAAAAGAAAAAUGCUGUCGUGACGUGCAAAAAAAUCCUUUCAUUUUUAAACAGCCGACUGUGAGAUGUACAUUUUAAUUACAUUUUAUUAACUGUAUAUUGUUCAAGUAUAUUCUAAAUGUACAGAUAUAUUUGUAUAUUACAUAAUGUA
Cimex lectularius (bed bug) is the source of this 2478-nucleotide messenger RNA. Its product is annotated as constitutive coactivator of peroxisome proliferator-activated receptor gamma-like. Bases 601 to 2391 code for a protein of 596 amino acids. The transcript has 10 exons. Gene Ontology annotation, cellular component: nucleus. The record is from RefSeq and is a predicted model, not a curated record. NCBI's taxonomy places the organism in Eukaryota, Metazoa, Arthropoda, Insecta, Hemiptera, Cimicidae.